AUGGAGGACCCGGAAAAGAAACUGAAUCAGAAGAGCGACAAGAGCAACGACAAACCCAGAAAAGUACGAUUUAAGAUCUCCUCUUCCUACAGCGGCCGAGUGUUGAAGCAGGUUUUUGAGGAUGGGCAGGAAUUAGAGUCACCCAAAGAGGAAUACCCUCACAGUUUUCUCCAGGAGGCCCUUGAACCAAUGGAUGGUGUCUAUGGGUCAGGGGAAGCCCCCAAGCCUCAGCUGUAUUCCCCUAAGCUGACUGCUCAAAGGAUCAGCGUGUUUAGAGAUGGCAGUGCCUACUCUCUGGCGGGCAGCCAGCCUCUGUUCAAUGACUACAAGGCGAAUGACCAUAAGCCUCCACCGAUUAUAGAUUUUGGGAAGAUAAUCAUCUACACGAACAACCUGAAAAUCAUCCGGACCCCGAUGGACAAAAGGGACUUUAUGAGGAGAAUCCUCCAGAAGGAAGCAGUUGCUGAGGAGGAGGCUCUGAUGAGCACAGGAGAAAACGAUGGCGACAGAGAUCACAAUGACAGUCCCCUGCCGGAGACGGAAGGCACAUUUCUCCAUAAUCAGCACACACAGGAUGGGUUGGUCCCUGAGGACAACUGUCUCCACUGCCAGGGGUCCGGCAUCGCCACCUGUUCUCUGUGCCACGGCAGCAAGUUCUCAAUGCUGGCUAACAGAUUCAAGGAGUCCUAUCGAGCCCUCAGGUGCCCUGCCUGCAACGAGAAUGGCCUGCAACCAUGCCGAAUUUGCAGCCCGUAG
This is a messenger RNA of Alexandromys fortis (reed vole), 756 nucleotides long. It is a transcript of the gene Grxcr2, whose product is annotated as glutaredoxin and cysteine rich domain containing 2. Gene Ontology annotation, cellular component: stereocilium base; microvillus; stereocilium shaft. The transcript is spliced from 3 exons. Gene Ontology annotation, biological process: sensory perception of sound. The record is from RefSeq and is a predicted model, not a curated record. Bases 1 to 756 code for a protein of 251 amino acids. NCBI's taxonomy places the organism in Eukaryota, Metazoa, Chordata, Mammalia, Rodentia, Cricetidae.